This is a messenger RNA of Sitophilus oryzae (rice weevil), 1986 nucleotides long. RefSeq names its product liver carboxylesterase 4-like. The record is from RefSeq and is a predicted model, not a curated record. NCBI's taxonomy places the organism in Eukaryota, Metazoa, Arthropoda, Insecta, Coleoptera, Curculionidae. The coding region runs from base 92 to 1912 and encodes 606 amino acids. The transcript has 9 exons.
AAAUUGUUUUUGAUGACAGUUUCAGUUCAACAAAAAUAUGUUGCGUGUAGUAUUUGCAAUAUAAACCCUCUUUUUGAUUUACACAUCAGCAAUGCGUAUAUGCGAUUUUUUUCUUUGUUUUUCGUUCAUGAUGAAGAUCGGUUUCGGUCAAUUGUGGCAGGAUCGGAAAAUCGUUGUGUCAGUUAAACAAGGACUUAUAGAAGGCAAAACUGAAUACACCGAGUCGAGAAAAAUUGUUAACAGCUUUCUUGGAGUGCCUUAUGCAGCUCCUCCCGUGGGAAAUCUUCGGUUUUCUCCUCCUCAGAGACAUCCGGGGUGGAAUGGUACUUACCAAGCCACAAAACACCCUCCAAGAUGCGCGCAAUUACCCAUCAAAUCAAAUUACAGCGAAGAUUGCCUUUACUUAAACAUUUGGUCUCCAGUGAGCACGGGAAGUUACGCACCCUUGCCUGUAGUUGUUUUGUUCGAAGGCAUUGAUUUUUUCCAAAGCAGCGACUUGCCUUACUUGCCAGGGCAAGAUUUUUCAUCGGAAGGAGUCAUAUUGGUUACAGUGAAUUACCGACUAAAUAUCUUUGGAUUCUUUUGUCUUGGAACUAACGAAGCUAGAGGGAAUUUGGGACUUUUAGAUCAAUACUACGCGAUCGUCUGGAUCAAAGAGAACAUAAAGAACUUUAGAGGUGAUCCAGAAAAAGUGACUCUGUUUGGAUGUUUAUCCGGAGCUGUGAGUGUGGCUUUGCAUCUAAUUUCACCGAGAACCUCUGGUCUUUUUCAAAGGGCUGUUCUAAUAUCGGGUAGCGCUUUAGCCCCAUGGCAGGUAAAUAAUGACCCAAUAGCAGCCUCAAACGAAAUGCUACGAAUCUUAGGAUGCAAUUUGUACACCACCGAUUAUUUAAGGUGUUUGCGAAGCAAAAAAACCGAAGAUAUAUUGCAGACUUUACAAGAGUACUCCGAGUCCUUGCAGUGGACUGAUGCCUUUUUACCUGUAGUAGAUAACUUUUUACCCGAGAAUAAUCGUUAUCUUCCUUACGAUCCUUCAAAAGCCUUUAGGGAAGCCACUUUCUUUCAAGUACCGAUACUAACAGGGAUCAGUAAACCGAUCACCUUUCCAGAAACAAAUGUAUGGUACGAGUUAGCUAGUAAAGGUUUUCAACAACUCAAUCAAUACAUGGACAGAGCGAAAAUAUUAGAAAUUCUUCGGGCUUACAGAUUUUCAAACAGCACCAACCGAGACCAGUUAGUCGACAUGAUCAAAUGGAAAUAUUCCUCUCCAAGUCAGGGAGACGUAAGAAUUCUUGUCGACCAAAUAAAACAAUUGGAAUUUGAAGCUAAGAUAGAAGCUCCACAUUUCCUGCAACUGUCUCAUUUAACAUCCUACGUUCAGCCUAUUUACGUUUAUUACAUGCCUGAUUUAGGAUUUAAUGUCAACACUACAGAUAGUUUCAUCACGACCGACAUGCUCUUGCUAUUUGGACCAUCCUUACUAAAAGCAGUUGCUAGAAGACGAUUUGUAGAAGACGAAGCAAGGCUUAGUGCCGACCUAAAAAAAAUGUUCAUUAAUUUUAUUAUGUUUGGAAACCCCACCCCCAGUAACAACAGGAUUAGGCAGUGGAGGAAAUACAACCCCAACGACCCUUAUAUAGAGGAUUUCUACAAAGCGACGUAUACACAGGCAGACCGAGUGGAAACAGUAUCAUUUUGGAACAAUUUAUUACCAAAAAUAUCUAAAUAUCGUACAACAUAUUCCCUGCCGAGAGAACUACAAAAUAGUCCUGAUCCUGCAGCAGCUUUUCGACAUGGCAUGUAUACUUUAGUUGGACUUGUAGCUGCACUUUUAGGAUUACUUGUUAUUUGUAUUAUACUCCUGAAACGGAAAAAUCAUGAACGCGAAAGGGAGUUUCACAUAGGUUAUUAAGUACUUAUUUACUAUGUCCACUUUGUAUAUAAUUCUUUUAUGUAUUAAAUUUAUUAGCAAAAUAUAUUUUUUAA